AUGCCAACACCUGAAGAUGUUCCAAUGGACGAUCAUGAAAAUGUAGAAGUUGCUGAGAAAUCGAAUGAGCAGUCCAACGGCCAAAGUUCGCCGACCCGUGAGGAUCUGCAGAAACUUCUUCAGCGAGUGGAAAGAGCUUCUUUAAAGGAAAACGAAUCUUGGUUCUUGAUCAGCCAAAAAUGGUGGAACGCCUUCGUUAAAUCAGUUCGAGAUGGAUUUAUCGAAGAUGCCGGACCUAUCGAUAAUUCGCAAAUAUCUGAAUGUCGCCAAGGAGUGUUUUACCUGAAACAGAGGCUUGCCGAGCAAAUAGACUACACCACCAUUCCGGAGGAUUGUUUCAAAGAACUUGUUCGUUACUUCGGCGUAGACGAUGAACGUCGUGAUUAUAUCGAGCGUCAGGUUAUCAAGAAGAACAACAGCUUAUCUGUCGAUGUGUAUCCCCGAAUCAUUUACAUUGCGCUGGCGAGAAACAGAGCUAUGAAAGUUGAACUGAUUCUGAAACCGGAGGAUACCAUGGUGACGCUUCGAGAUCGAGUGAUUCAAGAACUUAACCUCAACGAAAGCGACAGUAUCAGAUUUUACGUCAUGAAUGAUGAGAAUCCUGAGCUCAUUGACACUACCCAAUCCAUUGACAGUUAUUUUGAUACUGUUCAAAAGGUGCUGGUCGACGUUGAAGAGAACGGAGAGUUCUUUUUCAAGAAUAAAAACCCUACGCAACCACAGUCGAAAUCCUUAUUUGGAAACCAAUCUUCCUCAGACUUGGAUUCUGAGAUCGAACUGGAUGAUGAUGAUGAAUUCACUAUUCGACUGCCCAAACCGAAAUCAAAUAAUCGCCGUCGCCAGUUCUCAACCUCCACCGUCUCAUCAGCCACUUCCCGAGUCCUAAUGCCGUUUCUGGCGCUAUGGCUUGGUUUUCGCGAACUCUGGUGGGGGUUCAGCCAAAUAUGGCCAAAUGGAUUACGACAAAUGGUUGCCCUUGUGUUUGGAUGGUCUAUUUUUCAACCGCCUAACUAUGCCGCAAGACUUGGUGGAAAUGGAAACGGUGCAUCAAACUCGUAUUCAUAUUCUUCUAGCAGCGCCCACCGUACUACCCCUGGUGCUUGUGGAUUGUCAAAUCUCGGAAAUACAUGUUUCAUGGCAUCUGCACUCCAAUGUUUGAGCAAUGUGCCUCCUCUGCGUGAUUAUUUCCUUAACAAUAAAUACACUGAGGAUAUUAACGAUGAGAAUCCGCUGGGGACGAGGGGAAAUCUGGCUUUGGUAAGAGGAGGAAAACGUUUCGUGCUCAGAACAUCAAAUAUUUUUCAGGCUGUCGGAGAGCUGAUGAAGGGAAUGUGGAGUGGUGAAUACUCUUCCAUAAAUCCUCGUAAAUUCAAAGGAAUCAUUGGACAGUUUGCUCCACGAUUCAACGGUUACACGCAGCAAGACGCACACGAGCUGAUGGCCUACAUGCUUGAUGGCCUUCACGAAGACUUGAAUCGUGUGAAACAGAAGCCUUAUAUCCAAGAUAAUGACGAGGAUCAAAAGCUUCCAGAGGCUGAGUAUGCUGCCAAAUCAUGGCACUCGUAUAAACUACGAAACGAUUCUAUCAUCGUUGACCUUAUGCACGGCCAGCUCAGAUCGACAUUGGUUUGUCCGGUUUGCGAUACCGUCUCGAUCAAAUUCGAUCCGUUUGGAUACAUUUCCCUACCUCUUCCCGCCAAAGAACAAAUAGUGAGGCAGACGGUUAUCGUCAUGUUUCUGGAACGAAAAUGGGCCAAGUUCUCGUUGGGAAUAACAGAUACUACGACUGUCGAAGACGCCGAGAGAUUGAUGCUGGAAAAAUUACAACCAGAGAAGAAGCAUCAUUUUGUCUUCUUCCAUGUUCCCAGCCAAUAUCAUGAUGAUAUUACCGUUCUCAGGCCAAGUGAUAAGGUCAGAGUUCCAGGUCGGGAGGUUUAUGUAGCGGAAGUUGAGCAUGAUCUGUCGGUGAAAGGAACACGUAUUUUCGUUGCAUACAACCGUAUCAAACUGCUUCGCCCCGCCUCUUUGCCAAUGAUCUAUUCUCUUCCACCAGGCGACGUAUUGACACGUGGAUUUUUGAAUGACCAUGUUUUCGCAACAACGAAAAAGUUCUUCAUUAACCAGAAGAUCUCUGUGGAUGUGGCUGCAAAUUCAAAUGAUGAGGAUUCGAUGAAUGGCAGUAACUCAGCUGACGAGCGUGAGCCAUACAAACUUUUUGCCGGACCACCAGGUACACAAACUCCUCUUCCGAUUCCUCCAACCGACGAACCAAUCGCGUUUCCUAACGAAAAUUCGCAUGACGUCUAUCAUAAUUUCUUGCAAAUCAGCUUCCAAUGGAAAGAUUCAAAACUGUUCAACAACUACAAAGGGUUGGAUUUGAUAGAACGCGAGAUGACCGUUUCCACUCGUAGAAAAGUCUUUCUCGAAGAAACUCUGGAUUGGUACACGAAGAAAGAGCAAUUAGGAGAGCAGGAUUCGUGGUACUGUCCAAAGUGUAAAAAACACGAAAGAGCAACGAAGCAAUUGGAUAUGUGGAAAUUGCCUGAGAUUCUUGUGCUGCAUCUGAAGAGAUUCCAAUAUACCAAGUGGUCUCGCGAGAAGCUGACAUGGGAGGUCGUCAUUCCUGUGCGGGGACUCGAUUUGACCAAUAAAAUUGUUAAUCCAAACCACGAGAAAGCAAUUUAUGACUUAAUCGCCGUAUCUCGUCAUUAUGGAUCGAUGAGCGGAGGACAUUAUACAGCCGCAGCGUUCAAUGAUCAUGCACAAAAAUGGUAUGACUUCAACGACUCGAGUGCUAGUGCUACUUACCCACCAACUGAUCCAUACGAGUCGUCUGACCCUUACAUACUCGUCUACAGACGACGGCCGUUAGAUUCCAGAGGAGAACCUCUUGAGCCUGAGACAACUGCUAUUGCAUCCCAAGCUCGCCCGAAACGAGGAGCCGCUCCAUCCAUUUCAUCAGCUACGACAUCGUCAGCUUCUUCAUCUCGCCAUCAAGUUGAUGAAAAUAUGGAGAUGGAGGAAGAUUGA
This is a messenger RNA of Caenorhabditis briggsae, 3030 nucleotides long. Gene Ontology annotation, biological process: protein deubiquitination. The coding region runs from base 1 to 3030 and encodes 1009 amino acids. The transcript has 11 exons. The record is from RefSeq and is a predicted model, not a curated record. NCBI's taxonomy places the organism in Eukaryota, Metazoa, Nematoda, Chromadorea, Rhabditida, Rhabditidae. Gene Ontology annotation, molecular function: cysteine-type deubiquitinase activity.